Neurospora crassa OR74A is the source of this 3280-nucleotide messenger RNA. RefSeq lists its product as hypothetical. The transcript is spliced from 5 exons. NCBI's taxonomy places the organism in Eukaryota, Fungi, Ascomycota, Sordariomycetes, Sordariales, Sordariaceae. The record is from RefSeq and is a predicted model, not a curated record. Bases 38 to 3013 code for a protein of 991 amino acids.
AAAGCGGAGGCUCGAGACACUCGGCAUCAUCUACAACAUGGCCGACUACCAGCCAACACAAGCACUGUCAGUCGAGGGGAACAGCAGCAACAUGGAGAGCUUCGAUUUCUCCUCCGCUAGUCUCCCAGCGGAUAGCACCCAAGAUGGUCAGAUCGACGAUGGGUCUGAUCAAGGCAGCGUAACAAGUGACCUGAGCACGCAGGACUAUACCGUCAGCCUCAAGGAUGAUCUACGCAAGGCUCUCGAUAACGUCAAAGUCGCCGGUUCAUUCGCUUCUUUCCGCAAGCUAUCACGUACACCUCCUGACGGUCUUUACGUCGACGGAGUUGGCGACGUCGCCAUGCCUCUUAGCGAGACUCAAGCCCGCCAGUUGAUUGCAAAAGCCCGUCAGGCUCCCUAUGGCAGGGGAAGCGAGACCAUCGUUGACACGAGCGUCCGAAAUACCUGGGAAAUCGAUGCAGCCCAGUUCAGCUUCAACAACCAAAGGUGGCCAGGCUACGUCCGGCAUCUGUGUUCCCAUGUUGCCGCCGACCUAGGCAUCAAGUCACCAAUUCGGGCAGAGAUAUACAAGAUGCUCAUCUAUGAGCGUGGCGCCAUGUUCAAAAGCCAUACCGAUACCGAGAAAAUCCCCGGCCAGUUCGGCACCCUCGUCAUCGCCCUACCCUCUGCCCACACAGGCGGAGACGUGGUGGUCAAGCAUUGUGGCGAGCAAAAAACAUUCAAGACCUCGAAACAUGAGCAAUCCUUCAUCUGCUGGUACUCUGAUGUACACCACAAGGUGUGUCCUGUCGAGUCCGGGUAUAGAUGGGUAUUGACCUACAACCUCGCUCUUGAUCCCAAUGCCGUUCGCCCUUCAGCCGGUCUUGUACGCUCCGAGACCAAGGCUCUCCGACACAUCCUGCUCAAAUGGCUCCAGGAACCCGCAGAGUCGCGCCAGAAGGGUCUCUACUACGUCCUGGACCACCACUACACUGAAGCAAGCAUCAAGUUGAAUAGCCUACAGACGCGUGACCUGGCAGUCGGUCAAGUCUUGAACAAUUUGUCCAAGGAUCUCGAGUUCGAAGUCUUCUUUGCUCUUCUGGAAAAGGAAGAGGUUGGAGACCCUGAGCCGGAGGCAGAACAUCUUGAAUUUUGUGGUGUGUGUCGUAAGAACGGUAAAAAGGACGGUGAGGCGCGAUGCACCCAUUCUAUACAAGACACCAUAGAUCUCGAUUACAGGGUCAUAACGGUUCGAGAUAUGUUCGGUAAGCCGGUUGUCAACGGUCUACCACUUGAUGCUGAAGAGGACAUACUCCAAUACGACAUGGGAUUGUUUUCUGAUAAUGAGCCUGAGGAGGAGGAGUACCAGGGCGUCAUGGGCAACUCAGGUCCGACAGUGACACAUUGGUACCGUUUAACCGCUGCGAUGGAUCUCGCCAAACGCUCUACGACCACAGGCGAUGCUCGCUCGGAUAGUUGGCCCAAAAAUCCACUGAUUGAUGGGAACGACCUCAUGAGUGUUCUCAAGGUUGCAAUUGAGCUGGGAGAUUAUGAUUCCUUUGCUGAGGCCUGCUUGGAUCAAAACGCCGUAAUCCCGACCUCUUUUUUCACAUGGACCAAGCAGUGGCUCAAGCGGUCAAACACGGAUUCGUGCUUCCAGAACAUUGAACUAGGGCUGAGUUGCGUUGUCGAUUCAUACCCUGAUAUGUCUGACAGGUUAGCAGCCCUUACGAACUUGAUCCCGAAGCCCGAAGACGCGGGCUGGUCCGCCAGUCUACGUGACGAAAUAUCAACAUGGGUACACGACAAGCUCGAGGAAUGCCUCGGCGACUUGUUAAUGAAGAAGAAAGUAGGUGAUGGCGACGGGAAAACCAUAAUCGAAAUGGUACGCUUCCUCUCCACCAGCUUAGUUCCAUUGUUGGAUCCAGAGCGUCAAUCAAUUGUUUCUUUCAUCACCUUGUUGGCGCGGUUGUGGAAGGAAGUCUCAGCCGACGUCGUUCCUCGUGACGAUGGUCUCGCCAUUUACAGGACUAUAGCCAAGCAAUUCCUUGCCUCAGCAGACUUUUCCAUACUUCGACCGAAAGGUGAGACUAAGUCUGAGCAUGGAAACAAGCGGCAACGGACCAGCUACGACGGUAGCAAAAACCGUCCCCCGAAUGAACAAGUCCUAAGGACAGUCGCAUUCAAUACACUAGUCAAGUUCUUCGAAACACUCGUCAAGAUCAGCACCCCAGAUGACGACUUGGCCACACAAUUCAUAACCAAGCUAAACGACGCUGUCCCCCGUCUACCCGUCGAUAACAUGCACGACCUCUGGCUUCCCUUUCUCUGGUGUCUCAUCCCCAUCUUCACCGCCAACGCGAUCCCUCUCACCACUCCCGUGUACCAAUCCCUCUACCGCAACACACUCACUCGCUACAUCAAAGAGUACGUUGGAGUUCAACCCGCGCCUUCAAACUCGCUUGUCCGCCCGCAAGUCAACUGCCCCCGCUUCCACUGUCCCGACUGCAAUGCCCUCAACUUCUUUCUACAAGAUCCCACUGAGCAGGUCGAACGCUUCGAUAUCGGCAAAAAAGCCCGACGCCACCUGCACGAGAUGCUCGAUGAACACGGGAUUGACUGUACGCACGUGUCUGAGCGCGGCACGACCCCGAACACGCUGGUGGUGACCAAGACAUUUACGCAGGAGGAGCAGCCGAUGAAGGAGUGGAAGGAGAGAAAGGCCUAUGCGCAGAGUAGGCUAGGCAUCUUUGGGACGUACUCGCAGGCGAUGCCGGAGUUGAGGGUCUUGCUGGGAGAGCAGUUUGAUAGGAUCAUGAACAUGGAGGAUGCCUAUCCAAACUAUGCGGCAGCCAGACGCACGGCAGCGGUACCGAGACCUUUGGCGUCUGCAUCGGGACUUGUCAUAGGCAGAUCUAGAGUGGAUGCUUCUGGGUCGAGUCGCUUCACGACCGCUCCUGUGGCAGGAGUGAAGAGGUCUCGGAGCGUUAGCCUCGAGGACGGAGUGGAGACUGCUGACUUGACAGAAGAUUGAUCGAAUAUGUAGGUGAUUUGGUAUAGCUGGCGAGUGUUUGGUAUAUGAUAUGCUGGCAUGCUGUUUUGUUUUGGAUAAGGAUGGGAUCAGGGCAUAUGAUGUAUACUUUUUUCGUAGGAGGCUGAGUGGGUACAGGUGAAUGAACACACGGACACUGCUGAGGACUUGUAUGGUACGUUCCACUUGGAUUAGGCUAUCAUAACGAAGAAACUUAGCUGCUCGUUAGCCAAUACUGCAAGUUCUCGUUCAUAAACGAUGUACCACAAU